AGCAGACGACACAAUUAGCCAUUUUUAUCAAAAUUUACACAAAUUUUAAAUAUUUAAUCAAUUAAAUCACUUGUUCAUGUAUAAAACAACUUGAAAAUAACACUAAAAUUUUCCUUGUUAAUUAAAUUUAUGAUUUUUUUGUCAAAAUUUAUUUUCUAAAUUUUUAGAAUUAAAUGUCAGUGAGGUUAGAAAUAUUUGUUUACUUCGACGUCACUUAAACUUGACAUUUUGGUAAUUGCAGUGUGAUUUCUGAUUGUUAAAUUUUUUUUUUAAAUAUAAUAUAGUUUAUUUUAUAUACUGAAUAUUGUUUUAAUAUACUGUUUCUCUAUUAAAGUCCCAUAAAAUGUUUAUUCAUCUUUAUAGGUUAUUUUUAUAAUCUUUUGUUAAUUAUUUUUAUUUAAAUUAAAAUUUUGAUUGUCGUAUAAAAUAUGUCGAAACAAUUGUCAGGCGUUACAAUUGUAAUAUUUAUUGCUGCUGGUGUACAAACGAUAUUAUUGUUAUUUAUAUUUGCAAAAAGGCAAAUAAUGCGAUUUGCACUAAGAUCACGAAGAGGUCCACACGUUCCAAUUGGUCACGAUGCAAGAAAGUCCCUGAGAAAGGAAAUUGAGAGACGAAUUGAAGUAAUUCCUAAAAUUCAAUAUGAGCCACAAUUAAUUAGUGAUCCAAGAUAUAUAAUGGUUUCUGGAAAUCAAGUUCCUCCUCAUUAUUACAGAUUAAAAGCAGUUGAUGAUAUUAAAUCAUUAGAAGCAGAAAUAAGUCGAUACGAUAAUGGUUUAAAGAGGCAUCCAACUGAAAAUUUAAGAGCAUUUUUACUAUCAACAUUGGCCGCACCAUUAAAUGGAAGUAGUCAAAGAUUGGUACAUCAAUUUUGUGAUCUUUAUGAACAGGCACGUCACGAUCCUACUGAAUUUGGAGAUGAUGAAUAUCAAGUUUAUACACGUUUAUUAAUGAAAUUAACAGAUGCAGCAAGACUUUUAAAAUCCUAUCCAAGUAGUCGAAAAUCAUCUCCAAGUCGAACGCCAAUAAAAAAAAUCAGCGACGUUAAAAGAAGUGCACUUGAUCCAAGAAUACGACAUCCAGAGGAACAAAUUUUAUGUGGAUCGAGACCAAAUACACUAACAGUUUUAUCGUUAGAAAAUAGUGAAACAUCCGUCUAGCAUUGUGAUUAUCGUCACAUGUGAAAUGUGACGAUUUAAUAUUUGCAAUAUUUGUAUUCGGCUGCUCGAUAAUAGAAUGAACGAUUUUCUUCACGUGGAAGUGAAAGUGAAAAUACAUGAGGUCGUUGGGGAAAUUGAAUAAAAUUUUUAAAUUGA
This is a messenger RNA of Leptopilina boulardi, 1313 nucleotides long. RefSeq names its product protein C1orf43 homolog. The coding region runs from base 429 to 1157 and encodes 242 amino acids. The record is from RefSeq and is a predicted model, not a curated record. The transcript has 5 exons. NCBI's taxonomy places the organism in Eukaryota, Metazoa, Arthropoda, Insecta, Hymenoptera, Figitidae.